GUAAAGAUAACGUUAAGUCUGUGGAGGCUUCUGUUAUCGGGAAAAGAUGCUGUAGUGAUCUUUUCUGAGUGUCUCCUACUUGCGACAAGCUGGACUUGGGAGGAAAGCAGUCUGCCAAAGCCUGAAGCCUCCAAGCGAUAAACAACCCCCAAUGGCCUCCCACGAAGUUGAUAAUGCAGAACUGGGGUCAGCCUCUGCCCAUGGUACCCCAGGCAGUGAGAUGGGACCAGAUGAGCUGAAUACUUCUGUCUACCAGCCCAUUGAUGGAUCACAAGAUUAUCAGAAAGAAAAAUUACAAGUUCUUGGGGCCAUCCAGAUCCUGAGUGCAGCGAUGAUUCUGGCUUUGGGUGUCUUUCUCGGUUCCUUGCAAUACCUGUUCCACCUCCAAAGGCACUUCUUUUUCUUCACCUUCCACACAGGCUACCCAUUUUGGGGUGCUGCGUUUUUUUGUAGUUCAGGAACCUUGUCUGUUGUAGCAGGGAGAAAACCCGCAAGAAUAUGGAUACAAAACAGUUUUGGAAUGAACUUUGCCAGUGCUACAAUUGCAAUAGUGGGGAUUGCUUUUCUCUCAAUAAAUUUAGCAGUUAAUAUCCAGUCAUUAAAGAGUUGUCAGUCUUCAGAGUCACCGGACCUAUGCAAUUACAUGGGCUCCGUAUCAAAUGGCAUGGUGUCUCUACUGCUGAUUCUCACCUCGCUGGAAUUGUGCAUAACCAUCUCUACCAUAGCCAUGUUGUGGAAUGCAAACUGCUGUAAUUCAAGAGAGGAAAUUUCCUCACCUCCCAAUUCUGUGGAAUCAAGAAUACCCCCCUUAUGAAAAUAAUUCUGAGAGUAUGAAUAUUUGACCUUAAAUCUCCAGUGACUCAGAGCUUCACCCACAAACUCAGGAGAACGUGAGCCUGUCUAUAAAGCUCAAUCCUUCUAUCACGGCACCAAUCACAAGAACCUUGGACGUUUGACCGACUCUAUCCUUUCUCUCCUAACUAUAAAUCCUAUUUGUGUGUUGUGGAUGUGGAAGGACAGAUACAUUUCUUUAGGCAUUCUUGGAUAUUUGUAACUUCUAUGAUCAUUACUCCAAAGUUGUUUCCAGAAAUUGCUUCUAUUUCUUCUUACCCACCUACUCCAUUGCUUUAUGAGGUUUAAGGAAGGAAGGCAGUGUAAUCCCUAUUUAAUAUAUUUUUUCUAAAAUCCAACUUCUGACCACCCAGUCGGAAGAAAAAGGAGACAUUUUUUCCAUUACAGAGAAAUGCUUCUUGACUUUAACAUCAGCAUUACAAAAAGUGUCAAAUAAAAAAUUACCACCAUUAUCAUUAAAAUAAAUAUUCACUUUUU
Molecule: messenger RNA, 1329 nt
Organism: Piliocolobus tephrosceles (Ugandan red Colobus)
Lineage: Eukaryota; Metazoa; Chordata; Mammalia; Primates; Cercopithecidae
Gene: MS4A3
Product: membrane spanning 4-domains A3
Exons: 7
Coding region: 152-814 (220 amino acids)
Cellular component (GO): plasma membrane
Source: RefSeq, a predicted model, not a curated record